Echinococcus granulosus is the source of this 1464-nucleotide messenger RNA. RefSeq lists its product as hypothetical. NCBI's taxonomy places the organism in Eukaryota, Metazoa, Platyhelminthes, Cestoda, Cyclophyllidea, Taeniidae. Bases 1 to 1464 code for a protein of 487 amino acids. The record is from RefSeq and is a predicted model, not a curated record. The transcript is spliced from 6 exons.
AUGCACUUCCUCCAAAAUUCCAGAAAGCCCCGUAAAACUCCCACCUCUUCGCACCUUUUAACACGCUACGAGGCUAUCAGCAGUGGUGGCGACGACAGUGGUGGUGGUGGCGGAAGCCGAGAAAACCCUCCUGGUGCUACAAGAUCGCACCACCGCAACCGGCACUAUCACUCUCAUUGCCAACAGCAUCGACACGGAGUGAUUCCGUCUAGCUUGAAGCGUAGACAGCCGUCUUCCGCUUCACCGUCACCUUCAGUAUCGGUCUACAAGGCUCGUCGACGACGAAAAGGCACCUUCUCAUCCUCCUCCCCUUCCUCCUCUUCCUCCACCACUUCCUCUUUCAGAGCUGUUGCCACGAACACCUUACUUGACAAUAUAUCGGUUGGAUGUAUCAUCUUCCUCCUCGCCAUCAUCAUCGUCGUCAUUGACGGUAGAAUCUCUUGUUUCAUGCUAUCGACGGCAUCAGCGCCAUCAGAGAAGGUCACCACCAACACGAGGAAUUGCUGCACAAUCGAUACGAAGGUCUUUACACGGCACUCCCCCGUCCUCUACAUUCUCUUCCUCAUCUCCGUCGUUGUCGGUAUCAUCAGCCUCACAGAUGGCUGCCAGUGCAUUAACGCCUUAUCAACGAGGCUCAUGGAGCCUGAGACGACUACGCCAGUGGCGUCAUCUGCCACUGCAUACCGUGAGGCACGCCGACAUUUCGUGCGUUUGCACAUAUCCAAAGCCACUGCAACUGGACAUGAUGAGAUAAUUCUCGCCUUUGAUAUAUCCCGUGCUUUUGCCAAAGUUGCGGUUGUAUCUCAUCCUUUCGAACUCGAAAAGCCCCGUAAAACUCCCACCUCUUCGCACCUUUUAACACGCUACGAGGCUAUCAGCAGUGGUGGCGACGACAGUGGUGGUGGUGGCGGAAGCCGAGAAAACCCUCCUGGUGCUACAAGAUCGCACCACCGCAACCGGCACUAUCACUCUCAUUGCCAACAGCAUCGACACGGAGUGAUUCCGUCUAGCUUGAAGCGUAGACAGCCGUCUUCCGCUUCACCGUCACCUUCAGUAUCGGUCUACAAGGCUCGUCGACGACGAAAAGGCACCUUCUCAUCCUCCUCCCCUUCCUCCUCUUCCUCCACCACUUCCUCUUUCAGAGCUGUUGCCACGAACACCUUACUUGACAAUAUAUCGGUUGGAUGUAUCAUCUUCCUCCUCGCCAUCAUCAUCGUCGUCAUUGACGGUAGAAUCUCUUGUUUCAUGCUAUCGACGGCAUCAGCGCCAUCAGAGAAGGUCACCACCAACACGAGGAAUUGCUGCACAAUCGAUACGAAGGUCUUUACACGGCACUCCCCCGUCCUCUACAUUCUCUUCCUCAUCUCCGUCGUUGUCGGUAUCAUCAGCCUCACAGAUGGCUGCCAGUGCAUUAACGCCUUAUCAACGAGGCUCAUGGAGCCUGAGACGACUACGGUAGGCUAA